ACUUCCAUCCUCCUCCCCUACAAAUUCUUCCUCGACCCCAUCGCAUCAUCACCCACGCAACUCAAAAAGUUUUCUUCUUUCGCUUCAGAUUCAACUCCCAAAGAUCAAGUAAUCCCUUUUCUCAAUUAUGCAAGGCCCUUCAAGACCCGUCACCGGAUACCCUGUUCCCAACGUUAACGGAUGCGCUCCUAAUCCUCCUCCACCCUCCGCCGCCACCGCCACUGCCUACCCUUACCAGAAUCCAAACCCCUACCCUUACACCUAUUACCAACAGCCGCUGCCUUCUCAGAGCCCUCGUGCUACCUUUGCCCGUCGCCUCCUCUUCGUCUUCGCCGCCGUCCUCAUCAUUUUCGGCUCCAUAAUCUUCAUCACUUGGCUCGUCCUCCGACCCCGCCUCCCGGAUUUCUCCCUGCAGUCCCUCUCCCUCCCGAAUUACAACUCUUCCACCGAGCGCGUGACCGCCACGUGGGACGCUCGGUUCCUAGUCUCCAACCCCAACAAGAAAUUGUCUGUCUCCUACUCCGAUGUUUAUUCUAGCGUCUACUAUCACGGUUAUGACCUCGCCGACUCUAGGAUGCCGCCCUUUGAACAGGGCACGCGCAAUGUGACGACGAUCGAGACGAGUUUCUCACUGGUGGAUGCUUAUAUUAAGGGGGACGUGGUGGACGCUAUCAAUAAGGACAGGUCAAAUGGGCAGGUGAAGUUCGACGUCUUUGUUUCAUCUUGGGUUGGUUUCAGGUAUGGUGGCUGGAGAGGCAGGAGGAGGGUGCUCAGAGUUUCGUGCGGAAAUGUGGCGCUUAACAGUUCUUCGGGGAAGAUGCUCGGCGUGGCAAAAGGAUGCGAUGUUUAUUGACUGUGAGUUGUCUUUACUUGGGGUUUUGCCUAAGCUGGGUUUGUCCCAUGUGCUCACACAUUGGGUUUUGGCAUUCCUCUUAAUUCAUAAUAAUAAUGAUGUAAAUAUACAUAGUUUAUCUUAUUAGGUUAGUUUUAAUUCUGCAAUUAUUCUGUUGAGUUGUUGAUUUUGAUAAUAUUUUAUCAAGUAUGAUAUUCCUACUGUUAAUAGGAUUAUUAACUAAUAUUGCUUUUGAUUCUGUGUCCUGACCUGCUAUGCUAAUUCAGUUGUCGAGUAGAUGAUGUUGUUAGGUUCUUUUUCAUCUUACAAUCUGCACUAUUUGUAUUUUAGUUCUGUUUCAAAAGUAACUACAAUGAGGAAUUGAAGAAGUGUUCUUUCUUUUUCUGAAUCUUGCUAGGAUAAUGGAAAGAUUAGUUUAGUUUUGGAUUUACUUCUCUGCUUUCUCCUCCCCAUCAGUCUUUUGAGCCCAUCACAAAUUUCAUUUUCUGUUUAAAUUGUAUUAUUUUUUAGGAUGGUGAUGAGGCUGUCACUGCCAAAUGUCAAGAAGUUUCCAAAAGUUUUGGACUUGGUCAUCUAUAAAGAAGGGGAACUUGAAGGUGGUUGAACUGAUGGCGUAAGGUUGACACAUGAUCAUUCAUCAUAUAAGAAAAGAUAGUGCAAGUAAAGAUACUUUAACUUGACUAGGCCUAGAUAGUGCUGAUUGAGGACAAUAUGGAUGGUUCGUUCAUGUUCAAAAUGUAAACCUCGAGAGUGCUUUUCAGCAUAGGUUUGGUUUCAGGACAUCAGUGGAAGGAAUGAGAAGGAUAGGCCUAGAUAGACUCAUAGAGGCAGGCAGAAGCUACAUAGCAUGAAGGACUUGGCAGAUUCAGUGGAGAACUAAGAUUUGCUUAAUUUAUUGAACUCCAGCUAGUUCUUCUUUUUCAGCUGAUUGCUUUCUAUUUGAAAUAGCAAUUUCUUCCAUAAUUGGUGGCCAGUAGAUAAUAUUGCUGUUGUGAAAUACAUUCAGUGCUUGAGAGCUAUCCUUACAAACAUAUUUGGUACUUUUCCAAAUAUUAAGUCUGUUCUACAAACAAUUAAUGUGUUUCUUUGGGAGUAGAAAGUGAUAUAGAAAGAUGAAGUUGUUAGAAUUUUAUUGAGUUAUUAACUUUUUUUAUGUAGUAAGAAAUUGAUAAGAAAUUGAUAUAGGAAAAGUUGGUAUGAAAAUUGUCAAAUAGGUCCUAGUCAUAGACUCUUCCUAUGAAGUUUGAACCCAUUUGGUAUCAAAACAGGCACUUUCACCUCCAAACCUAGCCUACUAGAACUUCCCUAGAACCAGAAGAGAAAGAGACUGGUUCCCAAGUAACAAGUUAGGCAC
Molecule: messenger RNA, 2207 nt
Organism: Rubroshorea leprosula
Lineage: Eukaryota; Viridiplantae; Streptophyta; Magnoliopsida; Malvales; Dipterocarpaceae
Source: the annotation of a GenBank genome assembly